Messenger RNA from Dentiscutata erythropus, 1359 nucleotides. Lineage: Eukaryota; Fungi; Glomeromycota; Glomeromycetes; Diversisporales; Gigasporaceae. The record is from the annotation of a GenBank genome assembly.
AAAGAGUUGCGUAGCUUAGGAGCUGAUUAUCUCAUCAUUGAGGCAACAAAAAUAUCUUUUAUUACUAAAGAAGCAAAUCAGAUUCAAGCAAGAAAGUGUAUACUUCGUGGAAUUAAUGGUUAUGAUUACAUAAUGAUAAUGCUAUGUAUGCGAUCAGCAGAUAUGGAAAAUCUUCGUGAGGUAAAAGAACCUCGACCAUUCCUUUCAAUAGAAAAAAAUCCAAUACAGGCAAGAGAAUUACUUAUCUGGAUUCAGAAAUCAAUACCAGAUAAAUUUUUCUUCUCAUUAAAAGAUAAGAAUGGGAAUACUAAUGUUGCACCUCUUAAUCAAUUCUUAAGUCGCCAUAGAAUUACCUCAUAUAUGUUAAGAAAAAUAGGUGCUAAUCAUGCUUCUAGAGUACAUGGAGGUAAGAAUGAUACUGGCCAUCAAUAUUUACAGCAAUUGGCAUGUAGACAUAAGAUAGGCCAUGCUUCAUCAGUUGAGUAUUAUGGUUGUGGAAAUAAUGUGGAAAUAUUAGAUCAAGCCAAUCCCCUUGGCACUGUUUCCAAUUUGCCGUUAACUAAUCCCAAGGAGGCCUCCCAAUCAACUGGAAUUUCACCUUUGAUGUGCGAAACAUUCAUACCACCUAUACUGAUGGAAGAGAUCGAGGAUAUAGCAACCCAACAAGUCAAAAGUAAUUUGAGGUGUGCCAAAUGUUCUGAAGAUCUUUCUUCAUGUCUCCUACCUAUAGGCUUUCUUCGAUUCUCUCUCCAACUUCAAGGCCCCUUGAAACCACUCAUAUACUUAACCUGCAAACAUAUCAUCCAUUACAAUUGUAUUGAUAAUCCACAAAAACUAUAUCCUAUAUGUCCAUCAACUAUUAUAGAACCGGAAGAGGAGGAAGAAUUAAGUGUUGAUAGCGAAGAACAACCUGAUACCAGUAGUAAAAAAUGUUUCAAUGAAGGUACGGAUGUCAACUCAUCUACACCCAAGAAGAAGGCAAAAAAAGCAGUUAGAAGAGAAGAUUUGCCAAUUUUGAAAAAGCUUAUCAAGGAAUUGUCUGCUCCAAUUCCACAGCAAAGCUCUUCUGGUAGUAUUAUUUCUCUACAAACAUUCCCCAAUAUGGAUAUUAGCUCGGUUAAUUUUUGUGAACUAGAUAAUAAGAUCAUCAAUGCCAAAGAUAGUAAUAAAAAAACUAUUUUAGAAAGUUUAUUAAAAUCUAAUAAACCAUCAUUAGAUCUUGUUCUCAAAGUUACAGUAUCACUUGACCUUAAUCCAUCAUUUCGUAUCUCUUUAUGCUUUCCUAAUGUUAAUGAAAUAAAAAACUUAAUUCUAAAAAAUAUCGUUUUGGUAAAGUUGGCAAAACCAAAAGAUAAAAAG